Messenger RNA from Torulaspora globosa, 1044 nucleotides. RefSeq names its product Kar1p (gene KAR1). The coding region runs from base 1 to 1044 and encodes 347 amino acids. The transcript has a single exon. The record is from RefSeq and is a predicted model, not a curated record. Lineage: Eukaryota; Fungi; Ascomycota; Saccharomycetes; Saccharomycetales; Saccharomycetaceae.
AUGCGCUCACGACCGCUCAACACGCAAGCGAGUUACUUGCCUUCCAAGAAGUCUCAAAGAGUAAGCGAAGAGCGAAUAGCUAGGAUAAACGAAUUGUAUGAGAACAUUAAAAGAGACCAUCGGGAUUCUGUUGUUUCAAAUAAUUCCACUUCGGUUGGUUCGCAAGAAGCUGGCGUGGACGACUGCAUACCAAUAAAUAACCUGGAGCUCAGGCUGCCGAAAGUGAAUCACAUCGAUCAACCUAACGUCAAGAGAGAGAAUGAAACGAUAAGUCCAUUUCAGACUGAACAAACGUCUACUCCGUCGGUUUCAAGGCAUAUCGCAAAAGAAUUUCGAGCAAGCGAAUCGCACGUUGAGUCGAGCUACGAACGCGAUGAUGAUGACGAUGACGAUGACCUUGAAGCUGAGCUGAGAUUCACGCCUAAGCUUAAAUCUCGCAGGAGUCUCCUAACCAUGAGGCGGCUUUCAAGCUCUGUCGGGGAUAGAACAAAUGAAAGUUUCGAAAGCGUUGCCAGACCAAUGCAUUCUGGUGGAAGGAUACGAAGAGCAGGCAGAAUAUCAUCGCUGCGCAAAACCUUGGGAGAGCCUCUGCCACUGCCGUACGUGAGCAAGGACAAUUCAGCGGAUCUUACUCGAAGCUCGAAUGAUCCAUCUCUGGCAAAGAAGUCCCUCGAGAGCAGAAGACGAUUGAUGGAGGGGAAAUGGAGAACUCUGAUUGCGCGAGAUAAGGAGCUUAUCGAAAAGCGAUUCGCAAACUUGCGGCAGGAGACUUCAUCUGAUAACAAGGCAAUUCCUGCUAAUGACUCACUACCUUCCAUCUCAACUACUCCCGAGCGGCAGCAAGAAGGUGGCAUAUUGGAAUUAAGCAAGGAAAUCCAGCGCAACGGAGAAAAGCUGGACGAUAUAAUCAAACUAUUAUCCCAGCGACCGGCUGCUGACACCGUUCCGGCAAGUCCUAAUAGUGUUUCACGAGAAACCUUGUUCUGGACAAUCUGUAUUAUUGUACUAAUUCUUUGCAAUAUCUACGUGUAUCAUUACUUUUGA